This is a messenger RNA of Xenopus tropicalis (tropical clawed frog), 1979 nucleotides long. RefSeq names its product cytochrome P450 family 46 subfamily A member 1 gene 4 (gene cyp46a1.4). Gene Ontology annotation, cellular component: endoplasmic reticulum; endoplasmic reticulum membrane; dendrite. Bases 170 to 1684 code for a protein of 504 amino acids. The record is from RefSeq and is a predicted model, not a curated record. The transcript is spliced from 15 exons. Gene Ontology annotation, biological process: cholesterol catabolic process. Lineage: Eukaryota; Metazoa; Chordata; Amphibia; Anura; Pipidae. Gene Ontology annotation, molecular function: monooxygenase activity; cholesterol 24-hydroxylase activity; iron ion binding.
GUGUGGGUGUGUGUGUGUAGAAAGGACCAGAAACAGGGAAGGCAAUAUCAACAGAACUAUAUAAAAGAAGAAGAAACUAUUGGAUGAGCUGUCAUAAGGAGAAAAGAACUGACAUUUCCAUAAGAAAAGCAGAAUUUCUGAGAAUAACCUUUAUUUAACCCUGGGUACAAUGUGGCACUCUGUCAUUGUGCACUGUUUAUCAUGGGUUUAUUCUGGAUUUUUGUUGAUUAUCAUUGGGGCUGUCGUUGCUUUCCUUGCUUACUGUGCCUACAUUAAGUAUAUGCACCUGAAGUAUGAUGAUAUUCCUGGCCCCCCAAGAGACAGCUUCCUGCUGGGGCACAUCCCCACCUUAAGCAAAGCAGAAGAGAACUACAGUGUAGUGCAUGACUUGUUUUUACACUGGGCAGAAAUAUAUGGCCCAGUUUUCAAAAUUAACAUAUUGCACCGAGUCAUGAUAUAUUCUACCAGCCCAGAGUCUGUUAAGGAAUGCCUCAUGUCAUCAAAAUACCCUAAGGAUCCCUAUACCUACAACCAGCUAUUUAAUUUGUUUGGAAAGAGAUUCCUCGGAAAGGGUUUAUUAACUGAUCCAGACCAUGAUCACUGGUACCAUCAGCGUCGUAUUAUGGAUCCUGCAUUCAGUAACACAUACCUUAAGGAGAUGAUUGGAAUAUUUAAUGAAAGAGCUGAACAAAUGAUGGAAAAAUUAGAAGAGAAAGCAGACGGCCACCAAGAAGUCUCCAUGCACAGCAUCAUCAACCGUGUUACUUUGGAUGUCAUUACUAAGGUAGCAUUUGGGAUGGACCUUGGAUUAGUAGAAGGAAACAAGACUGAUUUUCCUAAUGCAAUCUCUAAGGUACUUACGGGCAUGAUGCGGUAUAUGCAGAACCCAUAUAUGCAGUACUUUCCAAAGCACUGGGCCUUUGUUCGAGAGGUGCAGGAAAGUGCAGACUUGCUGCGAAAAACAGGCAAGGAAUGUAUCAGUCAGCGCAAAAAAGCAAUGCAAAAUGGAGAAGAGCUUCCCAAAGACAUCCUGACCAAGAUUCUGCAGUGUGCUGAGCUGGAAAAUGCUUUGGAUGAUGAGAUCAUGCUGGAUAACUUCAUCACAUUCUUCAUAGCUGGACAGGAAACAACUGCCAACCAGUUAUCAUUUACUGUUAUGGAGCUCACCAGGCAGCCUGAAAUUAUGACAAAGCUACGUAUGGAGGUGGAUGAGGUCAUUGGCUUUAAACGGGACAUUAGUUAUGAUGAUAUACAAAAUCUCAAUUAUAUGACCCAGGUUCUGAAAGAAUCUUUACGAUUUUACCCACCCGGACCAGGAACCUCACGGUAUCUUAAGGAAGAUACAAUUUUUGAAGGCAUCAAGAUUCCUGGAGGGGUGUCCAUUACUUUUAACACAUAUGUCAUGGGAAGGAUGGAGAAGUUCUUUCAAGACCCAUGUAAAUUUGACCCGGAGAGAUUCCAUCCAGCGGCUGUAAAACCAUACUUCUGCUAUUUCCCAUUUGCAUUAGGCCCUCGGUCCUGUCUGGGGCAGAUAUUUUCUCAACUGGAGGCAAAGGUCAUUCUAAGCAAACUGAUACAGAGAUUUGAGUUUGAGCUAGUUCCAGGACAAUCUUUUGGAAUAAAGGACACAGGAACUCUGAGACCCCGUGAUGGAGUUGUCUGCACUCUGAAGUCCAGGGCUUGAUCCAAGUUAAACAUGACAACAUACUGGAGUAAAGCUGAUGAUCCUGAUAUACCAGAUUUGAACAACUCUACCUUUGUGUGAAUCAGUGUGUAACACGGUAGAACCUUUGGAUCUGCUUUCUGUUGGGUCUGUGCUGACAUUUUAUAGGAUGAUAUUUAUAUGAAUAUCUUACUCUCUGUCUACAUAAACCUUGUUAUUAAAGUGCCCACAAAUAAAUAUGAUGAGUAAGCAGAAGCAGAGGAACUGUCACUGCUAAAAUCAUGCACCUAAAUUGUAGUCUGUGUUUUUAUAAUUC